CAAAUUUGCUACGUGUUUGAUUGGGAAAACUUUGAAUUUCCGACGAUAUAUAUAUGAAUGACCGCUUUUUUUUAUAUAUAUAUUCUGUUUAUUUCUUUUCUUCUCUUUCUAUAUCAUGUUUACUAGAUGGCAGAAGGCUGGUCCUUUACUUCAACAUGUUAGAUACAAGUCAAAUCUUACUUUUGGACGUAUACACGGUUUGAACGGCAAUAAACGAUAUCCUGUAUCUUUUUUAUCAACUGAAGAUCUAGGUGAUAAAAAAUUGACAGACUACCCAGAAUUUAUUAUAGGAUGGACACCAAAACAAGAUGAAAUUGAUUCAAAGACAUUUAUGCCAAAUGAUACUUUUUUAAACUACUUGACUCAAGUUUUCUCUAAUCAUAUUCACGAAAUCAAUGAUAGUACUUUGAAAGGAAUGGCUCAAUAUCAAAAAGAAGGCUGGUUACAUAUAGGGGAUGAACGUAAUCCACCACCUUGGGGAAGGAUACCAAAACCUGAAGAUAUCAUUGGUAGUGUUUUAUUACAAGAUGGUAAAAUACAAGCUGGAACAUAUCAAUCUAUGCCUGCUUAUAGAUUAGCUACCAAGAAGGGAUUUAUGCAAUUAUCAAAACCAUUAGAACAAUAUUUAGUAGAUGUAGCCAAACAAAAAUUAAAAUAAAAAAU
Halteromyces radiatus is the source of this 663-nucleotide messenger RNA. RefSeq lists its product as uncharacterized. The record is from RefSeq and is a predicted model, not a curated record. The transcript is spliced from 3 exons. The coding region runs from base 116 to 658 and encodes 180 amino acids. NCBI's taxonomy places the organism in Eukaryota, Fungi, Mucoromycota, Mucoromycetes, Mucorales, Cunninghamellaceae.